Messenger RNA from Phaeoacremonium minimum UCRPA7, 537 nucleotides. RefSeq lists its product as hypothetical. The coding region runs from base 1 to 537 and encodes 178 amino acids. The record is from RefSeq and is a predicted model, not a curated record. The transcript has a single exon. Lineage: Eukaryota; Fungi; Ascomycota; Sordariomycetes; Togniniales; Togniniaceae.
AUGAAUGGGAGCAGUCAGAAGGAUGACCCCACCAAACCAGACUUCCGUGAUGUUACUGUUCAGUUGCUUACUCACGCGGACGACUCUGCCGAGUUCAUUGUAUACAAGGCCGUGGUGACAGCAGGCUUUUUGCGUCGAUUCUCUACACCAGCAAAAUUUUCCAAGUUGGAGGCCAUACCUGAUUGCGGCAUGAAUAUCGAGUACACAAAGGUUCCGAUCUGGCCAGUGCUUGGUCUGAAGGAGAGACUGGGCAAGGCUCUCGGUCGUGAGAUCGCUGGAGACAUCCUUCCAGAUGACGAGAGUAUUGAAACGUGGGAGAGUCAAGAAGACAGACAGGCACGGCUCGGUAGCUUGAAGCGCAAGAGAAUCGACCGAGAGGCGCUGUCUGAGGUGUUCAAUCAGAGCUUUGAAGUUCACGAAGAUAGUAGCCAGGAGCCCACACCCUCUACUGGGAACAGACUGGGCAUCUCAGCUCCUCUAUCUCCUACCUCGAAGCGACGACGAACAAGGCCCAUCAGUGAGCUAGAGGUCUGCUAG